Gracilinanus agilis (Agile Gracile Mouse Opossum) is the source of this 2697-nucleotide messenger RNA. RefSeq names its product serine/threonine kinase 17a (gene STK17A). NCBI's taxonomy places the organism in Eukaryota, Metazoa, Chordata, Mammalia, Didelphimorphia, Didelphidae. Gene Ontology annotation, cellular component: nucleus. The transcript has 7 exons. The record is from RefSeq and is a predicted model, not a curated record. Gene Ontology annotation, biological process: intracellular signal transduction; positive regulation of apoptotic process; protein phosphorylation. The coding region runs from base 71 to 1228 and encodes 385 amino acids. Gene Ontology annotation, molecular function: ATP binding; protein serine/threonine kinase activity.
CAGAGUGCACUCGGAGAGGCUGUUGGCGGUAGUCCCGCGAGAGCCGGAUCUCUGCAGCCGGGCCGGGGCCAUGAUCCCCCCGGAGGAGGCAGCGGCGGCGGCUGCUAGAGCCCCUGAGCGGGCGCGGGGUCGGGGAGUGCGGGGCCUCCUGCGGGACAUCCGCACCCCGGUGCGCCGGGAGCCCUUCCAGGAGCGCUACGGGCUGAGCCCAGGCCGCGAGCUGGGCAGAGGCAAAUUUGCAGUGGUGAGGAAAUGUGUCAAGAAAGAUUCCGGAAAGGAAUUUGCAGCCAAAUUCAUGAGAAAAAGAAGAAAAGGCCAAGAGUGCCGGAUGGAAAUCAUUCACGAGAUCGCCGUCCUCGAGCUGGCCCAGGGCAACCAGCGGGUCAUCGACUUACACGAAGUCUACGAAACGCCGUCUGAAAUGAUCUUGGUUCUGGAAUACGCGGCCGGAGGCGAGAUCUUUGACCAGUGCGUGGCCGACAGGGAGGACGCCUUUAAGGAGAGGGACGUGCAGAGGCUCAUGAGGCAGAUCGUGGAGGGGGUCUCCUUCCUCCACGCACACAGCGUGGUCCACCUCGACCUGAAGCCCCAGAACAUCCUCCUGACGAGCGAGUCCCCCCUGGGCGACAUCAAGAUCGUCGACUUCGGCCUCUCGAGGAUGGUGGAGAGCCACGAGGAGCUCCGCGAGAUCAUGGGGACCCCCGAGUAUGUGGCUCCCGAGAUCCUCAGCUACGACCCGAUCAGCACGGCGACGGACAUGUGGAGCGUCGGGGUGCUGGCCUACGUCAUGCUCACAGGCAUCUCCCCCUUCCUGGGCGACGACAAGCAGGAAACCUUCCUGAACAUCUCCCAGAUGAACGUCAGCUACUCCGAGGAGGAGCUGGACGCCGUGUCCGAGGCGGCCGUGGACUUCAUCAAAGCGCUGCUAGUGAAGAGGCCCGAGGAUCGGGCCACGGCCGAGGAGUGUCUGAGACAUCCGUGGCUGACCCUAGGCGAAGGCCCAGAACCUCCCUUCCGGGUCAAGAGUCUGAUAGAAGAGGCCGGAGGCCUCCAGGAGGAGGAGGACAGCGCGGGGCCCGAAACGCCGGCAGAGGCCGAGAAGGCCCACCAGGACGAGCUCAUCGUGGUGGCUUCCUACACGCUGGGCCCGUGCCCCAAGGCCAUCUCCAAACGGUUCCGCUUCGAGGAGCCGCUGCUGCCCGAGAUGCCCGGGGAGCUUGUGUACUGAGCGCGGUGCCCGGCUGAUGCCAGGCUCCUUUUGAACACUCGUAUUAUUUAUAGCCGCGUGGCCGCACGUCCAGACGUCUCCUGGGCCCGAAGGACCCGAGUGAGCCUGAGGUGACUGGCGAGGCCGAGCUGGGGGGGAGGGGCUGAGCAGCGCACGCCGUCCCUCCUCCAGAAACCUCAUUUAUGAGAAGUGCCAACCGCAGCCCAGGGUCUGCCUUUGACCCGCGGGCACCGCUUCGGGCAUCGCAUCCGCCGUGGCGCCAGACUUGACUGGCUCCGUUUCAGUUUAGACCUUUUUAGGAUUUAAUUUAAUUUAAUUGAAAGGCACAAGAUGUUUCUAAGAACUAGAAUGGCAGCCGGGGGGUCUGAUGGGUGCAUUUUUGUUGGGGGGGUUCCCCAACUUGUUUUCUCCAGUGAGACUCUCGGCCUUGUCCUUCCCUGUGGGGAUUGUCAGUGAUAAUCCCGGGGUUUUCCCCUACGACCCUUCUUACUCCCAACCAAUAAGAAAAACAAGGUGGAGCCGGUGUUCCCCCUUUUAGUAUCACCCCGGGUUUAGAGAUAGUCUCCGUGUUCUCCAGGGAGAUGGAUGGGGUUGGCUUGGGGCAGUCCUGGGUCCUCCCCUUCCCCUCCCCCAGGUGACUUCUCCCAGGUGUCCAUGUGAUCUGGCCCAGACGGUGCAGUGGUCAGGGAAAAGGCCCUGCGGAGGUUUUCUGAGCAAGGGAGAAGAGGGGACGAGGGGGUGGCCCCCCACUCCUCCCUAGUCACAGAAGGAGAACCUGGUUCCCAUGGAGGCAGCUUUCCUCCAAAGGACUUUUUCUGAAGAUCCCAACUCUUUAAAUUGUCAAUUGAUUAAAGCCUUAAAACUGGAUGAGAACUGCUAAAGGGCCCUUGUGAAAUCGCCCGUCCUCUCAGAGCUGCUUGGCCGGAGGCUCUCACCCAGCUGACCACCCGAAGCGGUUGCCCUGGGCUUCGUUUCCACUCAAGCUUCUUGGGUCUCGGCCUCCCCUGAGGGAGGAAGUAGGGGCUGGGGACCACCUGGGCCUGGCCAGCAGUGAGCUUUACACCAUUGGAGUGAGCCUGGCUUUCCCACAGGACUUUGAGGGCACCUGCGUGCAGGUCUCGAAUGUCUGAUGUUGGAAAGACUGUCUCUGGGUGCCCUCGGAGCCACCCCCAGCCCCAGGUCCUCCCCCGCCAUCUGGGUUCCCAUUGUUACAAAAACAAACCGAAGCGCAGUUAACAAAUUUGCUCCCAGACCUCCUUAAUGGCUCUUAAACAGGCCGCUUUGCCAUUUGAAAUGGUCGCGUUUUCAUUCACGUUUUGUGCCUUAAAGUUUGGGUUUGUGCGUAUUUUUGAGUCAUUCGUAAUUUGUAUCUAGUUAUUCAAGUUUAUUGGUUUGUAAGUUAAAACAGUAUGAAAAGUCUUUCUAUGACAGACCAACUAAAAUAAAUAUUUCUGUCCGUACCGGAUGGC